Cuscuta campestris is the source of this 626-nucleotide messenger RNA. The record is from the annotation of a GenBank genome assembly. NCBI's taxonomy places the organism in Eukaryota, Viridiplantae, Streptophyta, Magnoliopsida, Solanales, Convolvulaceae.
AAUUCUUUUGGCCGAUUUCUCUUCCACACUGCCGCGAUCCACCUUGCAGCUUAUCUCCUUCUUUCAUCGUGCACCCAUUCCCUUUCACUCUUCCAAUUCCAGAGCCAAUCGGGUCAUUUUUUUUCGCUGAAUGGACUGUGGCCUCUUCGAGUGCACCACCGCCUCCUCAUCUCCCCCCAAGCCCCGUAGCCCAACCCUAAUUUUUUCUGCGCCGAUCGGAGAUGAAGAAAGAAGAUACAGUGGAGCUAAUCAGCGCCGAGGGUUUCGAAUUCGUGAUCGAUAAGGAGGCGGCUAUGGUUUCUCAGACCGUCCGUAACAUGCUUACUUCUCUUGGUGGUUUCACCGAGACAGAGCACCGAGAAGUGACUUUUCUUGAGAUUAGUACCACCAUCCCCGAGAAGAUAUGCCAGUACUUCUAUUAGCACUUUCAAUUCACAAGGGGGAAGGAGACCGAGUUUCCUAUAGAACCCGAACUCACAUUGGAAUUGAUGAUGGCAACUAAUUAUUUGCACACCGGAAAACUCUGUUAGCAACCUAACAGGGAUGGUUUCAUAGAGCACCCAUCUUUAACGCCAUCCAGGCUGUUUGACAUCUUCUUGGCAGGGGAAUGAAGAUCUCAUUAUAGU